Molecule: messenger RNA, 285 nt
Organism: Tetrapisispora phaffii CBS 4417
Lineage: Eukaryota; Fungi; Ascomycota; Saccharomycetes; Saccharomycetales; Saccharomycetaceae
Product: thiamine-binding protein
Exons: 1
Coding region: 1-285 (94 amino acids)
Cellular component (GO): cytosol
Source: RefSeq, a predicted model, not a curated record
AUGCCUUCCUUUAAUUGUGUUGUCGACUUAUGUCUGUACCCUGUUGGAACAGAAUCUGUCAGUGGUUCCGACUUUGUUGCAAGAGUUGAAAAAAGAAUACAUGAAUCUGGUUUAAAAAGCAGUUUACAUAGUGCUGGCACUACUAUCGAGGGACCUUGGGAUCAAGUGAUGAGUUUAGUUGGUAAGUUGCAUGAGCAUUGCCAUAAAGAGAAUUUCAAGAGAAUACAUUCGCAUAUAAGAGUUUGCUCAGUAAUAGAGGAUGAAUGUAGUGCCUACUACAGAUGA